AUGGCCGGUGCAUUACCUAGACUUACCUAUACUCAAAUCAUUGCUGGUAGAAUUCCCGGUGUUUUCAUGUGGGGUGCUUCUCCCCAACUGUUCUCUGAAAUAUAUGGAGAGCCAGAAAACUUUCUUGAAAUAGAGGUAGUGAAUCCUCAGACUCAUAGAAGAGGGAAUGAAUUGUAUACUGACUACGAGAUUGUCUGUCGGAUACUCGAAACCGAAACCAACAGAGUGAUUAUUCCUCCUCUUCCAGGGAAGAUCUUUUUUCAACAGAAUAACUUCAACGAUGUAAAUAUCGAAAAGCGAAGACAAGGAUUGGAGAAGUUCUUGGUGGUAGUCAGUGGUCACCCUUUAUUGCAAACUGGAUCCAAGACCUUGAUUGAUUUUAUUCAGAAUGAAAAAUGGGAACCUCGAGGAUAUUUUUAUUGA
This is a messenger RNA of Lizanozyma spartinae, 423 nucleotides long. RefSeq lists its product as uncharacterized. Gene Ontology annotation, molecular function: phosphatidylinositol-3-phosphate binding. The transcript is spliced from 4 exons. The record is from RefSeq and is a predicted model, not a curated record. Gene Ontology annotation, cellular component: retromer complex; early endosome membrane. NCBI's taxonomy places the organism in Eukaryota, Fungi, Ascomycota, Pichiomycetes, Serinales, Debaryomycetaceae. Gene Ontology annotation, biological process: endocytic recycling; late endosome to Golgi transport. The coding region runs from base 1 to 423 and encodes 140 amino acids.